Molecule: messenger RNA, 1797 nt
Organism: Diuraphis noxia (Russian wheat aphid)
Lineage: Eukaryota; Metazoa; Arthropoda; Insecta; Hemiptera; Aphididae
Biological process (GO): proteolysis
Molecular function (GO): serine-type endopeptidase activity
Source: RefSeq, a predicted model, not a curated record
UUUAGUUUUAACUACUGAAGUGUGCAACCCGAGAAAAUGUCAAGCCGGUAAAAUGGAAGGAGUGUGUAUUAGCGCCGAAUCGUGUUUCAAACACGGUGGUCAAACCGGAAACCCUUGCAACGGAUCGAGUAAUCUGAUUUGUUGCACAUUCAUACUUACGUGCGGUGACGUCUCCAGUCAAAAAGUGACGUAUCUUCAGUCCCCGGAUAAUUUAAAAAUUGAUACGGGCAGUUUGGCAUGCGAUUACGACGUAAUUGUUCAAAAGGAUACGUGUGCUGUCCGUGUGGAUUAUGAAACGGUGAAUCUGGCUAGCAAAAUAGGAGGAGUAUGUGACAUCGAUCAAGUUUACAUUUUGAAUUCCAACGACGGGCCAACGACGGGUCAGUGUGGAGCAUUGACUGGUUAUAGCACCGUUGUCGCUGUGAAACCGAACCAAGAAAAACCUUUGAAAAUAGCAAUGGUUGUUCAAAGUGAACCGACCGAAUAUUGGAUAAUAAAAAUCUCACAAAUAGAUUGUGGUGAAAUAAAACCGCUCAAAGAAUCACCCGAUUGCGGUCUAUCGUCCAUUCGGCAAAUGAACGACGACAACUUCAAUGAACAGUCACCUCACUUGACACCGUCGUUAGAAUCCGGACGUUGUGGUGGAAGUGGUGGCAGUGGCGACAGGGGCGGGAAAAAUGACGGCCACUCGAUGAUUCAACGGCAGCGGCUCAAACGUCGCUCUGCGAUCCGUGGUGGCGUGCACGACGUAUUACAACCGUUGCGGAUGGGUCUGUCUGCAGGUCACCUUGGGUCAGCCAGGGAACGACUGCAUACCGUACAACGCGAAGAUUUCAUGGACGGCGAUAACCGAAGGAUCAUUGGAAGUGACGAGGCGUACAUCGGCGAACACACCUGGCAAGUGGCUAUUGCUCUGGACGGGGUGUUCUUCUGCGGCGGAGCACUGAUUGCUGACCGAUUCGUCAUCACCGCCGCCCACUGUGUCAUGACGCGCAACACGCCGAUGGACGACUUGACAGUACACUUGGGUGACUACGACCUGACCGCGGCCAACGAAACGGAACACCAGGCACGUAAAGUGUCUCGCGUGCUGUUCCACUCUCAUUUCCAUCCGUUCCUGUUGGCCAACGACAUAGCGCUACUGCAACUCGAUCGGCCGGCCACUGCGACCGACACCGUCAGACCCGUGUGUAUGCCGUCCACCGACGGCGAAUCGUAUGUAGGCCAAAAAGGUACGGUCGUGGGAUGGGGUAUCACUGCGUUCCCGACGGGCGAUCCUAGCCCAACAUUGCAGAAACUCUCCGUGGAAGUCCUGUCAAACUUCCAGUGUUCCCGUGUCAUCGACGAUCACGUGGGUCUGGGCAUGUUGUGCGCCGCCGCUCCAUCGUUGCAAGGGACGUGCUUCGGUGACAGCGGUGGCCCUCUSACCGUGGAACGAGAUUCGGGAAGAAACGUUUUGAUCGGCCUGGUGAGUUAUGGCGUGACAGGCUGUGCAAUCAAACCGGCUUUUCCCGACCUGUACACCAGAAUAUCGGAAUACACGAAAUGGAUUGACGUMAACACCUCGUAACAACAAUAAUAGUAAUAAUGAUAAAAAUAAUAAGAACAAUAGUAAUAGCCAAUAGGUAAUAUUAAGGAUAUAGARAUAACGAUUUUAACCAAGUUAUAAUAUUUAUAACGAUAAAACGUUUGACGACGUCGUACAAUAACAAUAUCGAACGUCGCCACAGUAGUCUAAGAACACUCAUAAGUAAGCAGUGGCAGUGGCGUACCCGGGAUUUUUCAAUGUGAGGGGGA